CGCUCCCGGGCACCGGCAGCCGCCGCCGCCGCUCGGGGAUGGCCAUCCCGCUGCACGCCGCGCCGCGCCGGGGCUCCACGCGCUGCUGACGGAGCGCAGGGCAAAUGCCAUAGGAUGACCGCUGCUGGUCCCCUCUUACUGGCUGUGAUAUCGUCUGUCCUGUGGCUCACGCGGGGCUUUGACCCGGCUCCCAGCGCCUGCUCCGCUCUGGCCUCCGGCGUCCUCUACGGCUCCUUCUCUCUCAAGGACCUCUUCCCCACCAUCUCCUCCGGCUGCUCCUGGACCCUGGAGAACCCCGACCCCACCAAGUACUCUCUGUACCUCCGCUUCAACCGUGAGGAGCAGGUGUGCACCCACUUCUCGCCCAUGGUGCUGCCGCUCGACCACUACUUGGCCAACUACACCUGCGAGCCGCGCACAGAGCCCGCCAGCCCCCCGCCCUCCCCACACCCCGAGGAGGAGGAGGAGGAGGAGGAGGGCGAGGAAGCCGAACUGGAGCUGUGCGAGGCCGCGGGGCCCUUCACCUUCCUGCACUUCGACAAGAACUUUGUGCAGCUGUGCCUGGCGGCGGAACCCGAGGCUGCCCCGCGCCUGCUGGCCCCGCAAGCGCUGGAGUUCCGCUUCGUGGAGGUGCUGCUCAUCAACAACAACAACUCCAGCCAGUUCACAUGCAGCGUGCUGUGCCGCUGGCUGGAGGAGUGCCUGCAAGCCCCCGGCGCCCGGCGCUGCGGCCUCACCCAUGCGGGUUGCAGCUGCCAAGCAGAAAGCCCCCCGGCACCGCGGCACAACGGCACACGGCUCCCCACCACCCGCACGCCUGCCCCGCCGCCCGCUGCCACCCCCCAGUGCUGCCCCCAACCUGAGCUGCAUUCUGCCAGUGGCAAUGAGUUCGAGCUGCCCGAGGUCCCCCAUGGCAAUGCUGUUGAGGAGAACCAGAAGGUGAAGACGCAGUGGCCACGGUCGGCGGAUGAGCCAGGGGUGUACAUGGCCCAGACAGGGGACCCCGCAGCGGAGGAGUGGUCGCAGUGGAGCGUCUGCUCACUGACGUGUGGGCAGGGCUCCCAGGUGCGGACGCGCUCCUGUGUCUCCUCUCCAUACGGGACGCUGUGCAGUGGGCUGCUGAGGGAGACACGCACCUGCAACAACACGGCCACCUGCCCAGUUCACGGUGCCUGGGAGGACUGGUCCCCGUGGAGCCUGUGCUCGGUGACCUGCGGGCGAGGGGCCAGGACCAGGACGCGGCGGUGCGUGGCCCCGCAGCACGGAGGGAAAGCCUGCGAGGGCCCCGAGCUGCAGGCCAAGCCCUGCAGUAUCGCGACCUGCCUGGUGGAAGGGCAGUGGUUGGAGUGGGGCGCCUGGAGCCGCUGCUCCGUCACCUGCGCCAACGGCACCCAGCAGCGCACGCGCAAGUGCAGCGUCUCAGCCCACGGCUGGGCGGAGUGCAGGGGAGCCCACGCCGAUGCCCGCGAGUGCUCCAACCCCAUGUGUCCCACCGACAGCAAGUGGGGCCCCUGGAACCACUGGAGCCUCUGCUCCAAGACGUGCGACACGGGUUGGCAGCGCCGCUUCCGCAUGUGCGAGGGCACCGGCGUGCAGGGCUACCCCUGCGAGGGCACGGGCGAGGAGGUGAAGACCUGCAAUGAGAAGAAGUGCCCAGCCUACCACGAGAUGUGCAAGGACGAGUACGUCAUGCUGAUGACCUGGAAGAAAACCGCAGCGGGGGACGUCAUCUACAACAAGUGUCCUCCCAAUGCCACAGGGUCCGCCAGCCGCCGGUGCCUGCUGAACCCCCACGGGGUUGCAUACUGGGGUGUGCCCAGCUUCGCCCGCUGCAUCUCCCACGAGUAUCGAUACUUGCAUCUCUCACUGCGGGAGCACCUGGCCAAGGGGCAGCGAGUGCUGGCGGGUGAGGGCAUGUCGCAGGUGGUGCGCAGCCUGCUGGAGCUGAUGGCCCGCAAGACCUACUACAGCGGGGACCUGCUCUUCUCCGUCGAGAUCCUGCGCAACGUCACCGACACCUUCAAGAGAGCCACCUACAUCCCGUCCUCUGAGGAUGUGCAGCGCUUCUUCCAGGUGGUGAGCUACAUGGUUGAUGCAGAGAACAGGGACAAGUGGGAGGACGCACAGCAGGUCUCUCCCGGCUCCGUGCACCUGAUGAAGGUGGUGGAGGACUUCAUCCACCUGGUGGGGGAUGCACUGAAGGCGUUCCAGAGCUCGCUCAUUGUCACCGACAACCUGGUGAUCAGCAUCCAGCGUGAGCCCGUCUCUGCCGUGUCCAGCGACAUCAACUUCCCCAUGAAGGGCCGUCGGGGCAUGAAGGACUGGGCACGCAGCUCUGAGGACAAACUCUUCAUCCCCAGGGAGGUGCUGAGCCUCGCCUCUGCCGAGCUGGAUGAGUCGUCCCACUUUGUCAUCGGGGCCGUGCUGUACCGCACGCUGGGACUCAUCCUGCCGCCCCCCAGGACCCCGCUGGCCGUCACCUCCAAAGUGCUGAUGGUGACGGUGCGCCCACCCACCAGGCCCUCUGAGCCCCUCGUGCUGGUGGAGCUCUCCCACAUCAUCAAUGGCACAUCCCACCCGCAGUGCGUCACCUGGGACUACUCAAGGACCGAUGCUGGCUUGGGAAACUGGGACACGGAGAGCUGCCAAACCCUGGAGACCCUUCCAGCACACACCAAAUGCCAGUGCCGCCGGCUCGCCACCUUCGCCAUCAUCGCACAGCUGCCCAAAGACCUGGCCAUGGACCCCUCGGGCAGCCCGUCGGUGCCGCUGAUGAUCGGCUGUGCUGUGUCCUGCAUGGCCCUGCUGACGCUGCUGGUGAUCUACGCUGCGUUCUGGAGGUUCAUCAAGUCAGAGCGCUCCAUCAUUCUGCUCAACUUCUGCGUCUCCAUCCUGGCCUCCAACGUCCUCAUCCUCGUGGGGCAGACCCAGAUGCUCAGCAAGGGCGUUUGCACCAUGACGGCCGCCUUCCUCCACUUCUUCUUCCUCUCAUCCUUCUGCUGGGUGCUGACGGAGGCCUGGCAGUCCUACCUGGCGGUGAUCGGCCGCAUCCGGACACGCCUGGUCAGGAAGCGCUUCCUGUGCUUGGGAUGGGGUUUGCCAGCACUCGUGGUCGCCGUCUCCGUUGGCUUCACACGGACCAAAGGCUAUGGGACGGCAAGCUACUGCUGGCUCUCACUGGAGGGCGGUCUGCUCUACGCCUUCGUGGGACCCGCAGCCGUCAUUGUGCUGGUGAACAUGCUGGUGGGCAUCAUCGUCUUCAACAAGCUCAUGUCCCGCGACGGCAUUUCAGAUAAGUCCAAAAAGCAGCGAGCUGGGGCAUCGCUGUGGAGCUCCUGCGUGGUCCUUCCCCUGCUGGCGCUGACCUGGAUGUCGGCCGUGCUCGCCAUGACCGACCGGCGCUCCAUCCUCUUCCAGGUCCUCUUCGCCGUCUUCAACUCCGUCCAGGGCUUCGUCAUCAUCACUGUGCACGGCUUCCUGCGCCGAGAGGUCCAGGACGUGGUGAAGUGUCAGAUAGGGGUGUGCAGGAGCGAGGAGAAUGAAAACUCGCCCGACUCCUGCAAGAAUGGGCAGGUGCAGAUCCUGACAGAUUUUGAAAAGGACGUUGACCUGGCAUGUCAGACAGUGCUCUUCAAGGAGGUGAACACCUGCAACCCUGCCACCAUCACUGGCACUUUGUCGCGCAUUUCGCUGGAUGGCGACGAAGACCCCAAGCUCAACACCAGCUCAGAGGGCAAUUUGGGCUUCUCCAGCCUGCCGGGCAACAUCCCCACCGCCAGCAUCCUGGUGCAGGUGCCCAAGAUGACACCCAACGUGGUGGCGGGUUUGGAGCUGGGCGAGCCGCCGGCGCAGCUGGAGGCACAGGGUCCUGUGUACCUGUGCACCGAGAGCAGCCUGCGGCCCCUGGAGUACGGCUGGCUGCGGGCACCGGAGCCGCCAAGGGAGAGCGAUUAUAUGGUGCUGCCACGCCGCAGCCUGCAGCCCUUCCAGCGCGAGGAGGGGCCCAGCACUGAGGAAGGGACCCCCCGUCCCACCGGGGCAGGAGAGGGGGAUUCCUACCCCGGCUUUGUCUCUGUGGAGCACGUCAACGUGAACCUGAGCCAGCCCUACGGGACGGUGAAGCACCCCUACGGGCUGCAGUUCAAGCAGCACCCCACGGUGCGGCAGAUCCUGGCGUCGGAGCUGUCGGAGCGCAGCCGCACCAUGCCGCGCACCGUGCCUGGCUCUGCCAUGAAAGUGGGGUCCCUGGAGAGGAAGAGGUUGCGGUACUCCGACCUGGAUUUCGAGAAGGUGAUGCACACUCGGAAGCGUCACUCUGAGCUCUAUCAUGAGCUCAACCAGAAGUUCCACACGCUGGACCGGUACCGGGCGCCAGCUGCCGGCACCAUCAAGCGAGAAAAGCGAUGGAGCGUCUCAUCAGGUGGUGGGGAGAAGAGCGUGGCCACUGACACCGCUGGCCCCGAGGACCCGCAGCCGCCGGCCGCGCCGCCCAAGCCCUGGAGCACAUUCAAGGCGAUGACUCUGGGCUCGCUGCCCAGCGCUCACCGGGACCGCCUGGAGCUGCGUUGUGCGGACUGGGAGGGCCCCUGCGCUGGUCUGGAUGCGGCCGAUGGGGACUUCCAGACGGAGGUGUGAGCCCCGCGCAGGACCAGCUCGGACGCUGUGUUACUCCGUCCUCCUCUGCGCCCGGGGGGAUCCCAGCCGUCGGAGCCAUCCCCGCGGGGGGACCGCGCACCCCGCACUCACCCACCGCUCACUUGCGCACCCUCCCGGCCCCCCCCGGGCAGGACCGGCCGCCGAGGCCCUGGCAUCUCCGUUCUUUUCUACCGGGAUGUUUCUUCACGCAGUGCACCGUGUGCACGCGCGCGGCGGCCCCGGGCACCCCACGCCCCCCACGCUGGGUAGUGGAACCGUGGCCGGGCGCCCUCGCCCCGUGGCCGCCCCCUCCCAGCCGUCCCCGCCGUCCCCACCCCACGGGGCAGGUGCUGUCGUUGUUGGAAAUAAA
Molecule: messenger RNA, 5005 nt
Organism: Tympanuchus pallidicinctus (lesser prairie-chicken)
Lineage: Eukaryota; Metazoa; Chordata; Aves; Galliformes; Phasianidae
Gene: ADGRB2
Product: adhesion G protein-coupled receptor B2
Exons: 31
Coding region: 115-4635 (1506 amino acids)
Biological process (GO): G protein-coupled receptor signaling pathway; cell surface receptor signaling pathway; negative regulation of angiogenesis
Cellular component (GO): plasma membrane
Molecular function (GO): G protein-coupled receptor activity
Source: RefSeq, a predicted model, not a curated record